AUGAGGAAUCACACAGAGCUGAAUGAGUUCAUUCUCCUGGGGAUCCCUCAGACAGAGGGACUGGAGACUGUGCUCUUUGUCGUCUUCUCAUUCAUUUACCUCUUCACCCUGCUUGGCAAUGUGCUCAUCCUGACAGCGAUUGUUUCUUCCCCCACCCUUCACACCCCCAUGUAUUUCUUCCUGGGACUCCUAUCUAUUUUUGACAUGUGCUUCCCAUCUGUGACCUGUCCCAAGAUGCUAUGCUCUCUCUCUGGCCUGAGCCAAGCCAUUUCUUACAAGGGAUGUGCUGCACAGCUCUUCUUCUAUCAUUUCCUGGGUUCUGCCGAAGGCUGCCUCUAUUCUGUGAUGGCGUACGAUCGCUUUGUUGCCAUCUGUCACCCACUGAGGUACAAGCUCAUCAUCCGACCCGGAGUCUGUGUCGGCUUGGUCAUGACAGCCGGGUUGGUGGGCUGCCUUUUGGCCACUGUCCUGACCUCCUUCACCUUUCAGUUAACCUACUGUGGCACCAAUCGGGUGGACUACUUCUUCUGUGACCUUCCUGCUGUCUUACCCCUGGCUUGUGCAUACAGCUCCCUGGCCCAGAGGGUGGGCUCCACUAAUGUUGUCUUUCUGGCUUUAAUGCUUUGGCUCAGUGUUUGUAUCUCCUACACCCGCAUUGGCGUUGCCAUUUUGAGAAUCCGAUCAGCGGAGGGCAGGCAGAAGGCUUUCUCUACCUGCGGUGCCCACCUCACUGCCAUCCUCUGUGCCUAUGGACCCGUAAUCAUCAUCUUUCUGCAGCCCUCACCCAAGCCCUUGCUCGGUGCUGUGGUGCAAAUAUUAAAUAAUAUAGUCUCACCCAUGCUGAACUCGUUGAUCUAUUCCUUAAGGAACAGGGAAGUGAAAAGUUCUCUGAAAAGAGUGUUGCACAAUGUAAUACUUAAUUCUGUGAAUUAA
This is a messenger RNA of Manis pentadactyla (Chinese pangolin), 933 nucleotides long. Its product is annotated as olfactory receptor 148-like. Gene Ontology annotation, molecular function: olfactory receptor activity; G protein-coupled receptor activity. Bases 1 to 933 code for a protein of 310 amino acids. The transcript has a single exon. NCBI's taxonomy places the organism in Eukaryota, Metazoa, Chordata, Mammalia, Pholidota, Manidae. Gene Ontology annotation, cellular component: membrane. Gene Ontology annotation, biological process: G protein-coupled receptor signaling pathway. The record is from RefSeq and is a predicted model, not a curated record.